Molecule: messenger RNA, 2037 nt
Organism: Passer domesticus (house sparrow)
Lineage: Eukaryota; Metazoa; Chordata; Aves; Passeriformes; Passeridae
Product: zinc finger protein 3-like
Exons: 2
Coding region: 388-1608 (406 amino acids)
Biological process (GO): regulation of transcription by RNA polymerase II
Cellular component (GO): nucleus
Molecular function (GO): DNA-binding transcription factor activity, RNA polymerase II-specific
Source: RefSeq, a predicted model, not a curated record
UGAUGCCAAAGUGGUGAGCCCAGAGAAGGGGAACCUGUGGGAUUGCCAGGAGCCCCAGCAGCCCAGAGAGGGGAACACCAAUACAAACCUGACCCGCAGCAACCCAGACAGGGGGGCCUCCAGGAGCCCAAAGUGGAGAGACCAGAGAGGGGAAACUAAGGGUUGGGGUUUCUUGCUGAAUCUUGGUCAUUUGUGUAUUUUGGGGGAAUAAAUCUUGGUGUCUUGGAGGCUUACAUGGGCACCAAAUUCCUGGUGACUUCUAGAGUGUGCAGGCACAGGGGCCCAACACUGGAACUGCAAUAGCUCAGGGCAAAGGUGACCAGAGUCAGAGAGAGACACCCCUCUGAGGACAAUGGUCUCACCAUCAGCAUUUUCAGGCUCAUGUGAAUGCAGCAGCUUCAUGGGUAUCACCCAGUCCAGCUGCCAUUUUUCCUUAUAUGUACUCCGCCUAGAAUGUUCUCCCCUCUCUUGGUCCCGGUUUACUGCAAUGCUCCGCCCCUGUUACCUCAUUGGUUCCCCAGUUGGCUGCCCCUCCUCUGCACCACCUGUGCUCAGUUCCCAUUGGCCCUUGGCCCUCAGACCCGCCCCUUUCCCCCCUUAUCAAACCCUGUGUCCUCAGCCCCAUUUUGUCUCUGUCCCUGGCCCCUCUACAUUGCAAUAAACUGCGUUUGGAGCUGUGCACACAGACCCGUCUCUGGCCUUGUCCAUCAGCAGGUUAAGCAAGCGUGCUCUGGGCUCUGGGAGUGCAGGUUGCUCAUAGGGGCUCAUUGUGGAUGUGCCGCAACACCAGAGAUGGACUUGGGCAGGAGGAACCCCUUAACCCAAUGUGCUUAUACAUUGUAUUUUUCCUCAGACCAGAAUUACCCAUUGCCAAACCUUGGCCGGAUGGAGGAGGAGGCUGUGAAGAAGAGGAAGAUGCCCCAGGACACCCAGGCAGACAAGGAGCUGAGGAUGGAGACCAGGGAGGACAAAUCUCCAAGGCAGAACCUCAUGGAAGAGGCUGUUUUGAGCAACACCACGGGGCAGGAAUCCAAGGGGGAGGAAAAGCCCCUGAGAUCCCACAGGAGGAGGGCCUGCAAAUCCAGCCCAGGAUGCUUUGAGGGGGAAAUGCCUACCCUGUGCCAGGAAUGUGGGCAGAGCUUCAGCCAGAGCUCAGAGCUGGUGGCUCAUGAGCAGCUUCGUGAUGGGGAGAAGCCCUACAAGUGCUUGGAGUGUGGGAAGAGCUUCAGGCAGAGCUCCCACCUGAUCAGACACCAGAUGAACCACACUGGGGAAUGGGCCUACAAGUGUGGGGAGUGUGGGAAGGGCUUCAGCUGCAGCUCAAAACUUGUCAACCACCAACGCAUCCACACUGGGGAGAGGCCCUAUGAGUGUCCUGUGUGCCAGAAGAGGUUCCAAACCAGCUCCAAUCUCCUCCUGCAUGAGAGAAUUCACAUACAGGAGAGGCCCUUCCGUUGCCCCGACUGCGGGAAGGGCUUCAAGUACAACUCCCACCUCAUCAGACACCAGCGCAUCCACACUGGGGAGAGGCCCUACGAGUGCCCCAUUUGUGGGAAGAGCUUCACCCACAGUUCUAACUUAACCAGACACCAAAGGAAGCACCAGUAAGGGAAGCCCUGCAAAUGCCCCAGCUGCAGGGAGAGCUUUGUUCCUGGCUUCAACUUCAUAAUCAAUUGAAGUACCCAUGUUGGGAAGAGACCUGUGAUCCAUGUUCACUGUGAUCCAUGCUGGGAAGACAUCUGUCCCUUUUCCUGCCCCUGCACCACAUGAUGUGGGAUCGAAGAACAUGAGGGUCUGGCUAGGGCCGUGUCAUUAUAUUCACUCUCUUCUCAGGUCAUUGCCAGGGUCACGGAAGGGUCUCUUUCUCUCUCCCUGAGGAGAAGGGUGUCCUUCCCAGGCAGGAGGAAAUACAUGGCCAGGAUGGCCCAGUGAGUUGUGUUUUGGUUUUCCCUGUGGAAAGUUUUUCUUUUCCCUUCUGUUACCAGUAUUGAUUCUAUUCCUGUUUGUUGUUUGUCUCGUAGCUGUUCCCAGUAAACU